Molecule: messenger RNA, 561 nt
Organism: Cyphellophora attinorum
Lineage: Eukaryota; Fungi; Ascomycota; Eurotiomycetes; Chaetothyriales; Cyphellophoraceae
Exons: 1
Coding region: 1-561 (186 amino acids)
Source: RefSeq, a predicted model, not a curated record
AUGUCUCGUGUGACCAGCCCUAAAGUCCUGUUUGACUCCCUUGCUGGCACGUGGACGUUGAGUCGGGAUCUCGAAAGCGCAAACGUAAAUGAACCAAAUGGGAAAUGCCUUGGCACUGCCACAUUCACAUCGAGACAGUCUUCGCCUGUCUUAGAUGCCAAUGGCAAGUUGCAGGUAGCGGAAGCCGAGAUGCUUUAUCACGAGCAAGGCGAGUUCCAGCUGCCAUCCAUGAUCAAAGUGCCGUUCUCGAAGAAAUACGUUUGGAAACUGAGCAAAAGCGAGGAUAGCAAGGAUGGAAAGAUCAGUGUCUGGUUUACAAAGCCUGGAUCAGAGGCUACUGAUUACCUCUUCCAUGAUAUUCAUAUCUCUGUCACCGAAGGAACAAAUGAACCAUCCUUGAUUCAAGGAAGUGGAGGGCAUCUCUGCGUGGACGACUUUUACUCGACGGCAUAUGAGUUCAGCACUGAUCUAGAUGAACGUAUACAGUCAUGGAAGACAGUUCACGAGGUCAGAGGACCGAAGAAGGACCAGGUGCUCACCACAAAUUUCUCACGCGGCUGA